Molecule: messenger RNA, 1386 nt
Organism: Filobasidium floriforme
Lineage: Eukaryota; Fungi; Basidiomycota; Tremellomycetes; Filobasidiales; Filobasidiaceae
Product: uroporphyrinogen decarboxylase
Exons: 5
Coding region: 54-1193 (379 amino acids)
Biological process (GO): heme biosynthetic process
Cellular component (GO): cytosol
Molecular function (GO): uroporphyrinogen decarboxylase activity
Source: RefSeq, a predicted model, not a curated record
CCUCACAAACAGGGCAUGCCAUUGGUUGUAGCCUCAAUCGCUACACCGUCACCAUGUCUUCCACAAUCGAACUGCCUACCGAUUUCGCCCCGAUGAAGAACGAUUUGAUCUUGAGAGCCGCUCGAGGUGAGGAAACCGAGCGGGCUCCUGUCUGGGUCAUGAGGCAAGCUGGUCGUUACCUUCCUGAAUUCUUGGCCGUAAGGAAAGACCACACCUUUUUCGAAUGCUGCAAGACCCCGGAGAUCGCCUGCGAGUUGACGAUGCAACCCAUCCGUCGGUUCAAGGGCCUCCUCGACGCUGCCAUCAUCUUCUGCGACAUCCUCGUCGUUCCCGAAGCCAUGGGUCUGACCGUCGAGAUGAAUCCCGCUCCUUCGCUUCCCAACCCGAUCAGGACACCCGAAGACCUCGCCCGGCUCCCCAAGCACGUCGAUGUCAACAAGGAGCUCGGAUACGUCUUCGAGGCAGUCAACCUGACCAGGAGGACGUUGCAAGGAGAGGUCCCAUUGAUCGGGUUCUGUGGAGCGCCUUGGACUUUGAUGGCGUACAUGGUGGAGGGAGGUGGAAGCAAGACUUAUCAAAAGGCCAAGGAGUGGCUCUACAGGUGGCCCGAGGCGAGCGAGGAGCUUCUGUCUCGGAUAGCAGCAGUCUGCGUCGACCUCUUGGUCGGACAAGUCCUGGCCGGAGCUCAGAUGCUACAAGUGUUCGACUCUUGGGCCAACGAACUCCCUCCCUCGGUCUACCAAAAGUUCGCCCUCCCUCCUUGUCAAUACAUCGCCAGGGAAGUCCGCUCGAAACUCAAAGAGCUCGGGCAUGAUCCCGUCCCCAUGACUCUCUUUGCCAAGGGAGCCAACACCUCGCUCACUGUAUUGGCCGAGGAGAGCGGAUACGAUACCCUCGGGUUGGACUGGUGUAUCGACCCUCUUGAGGCUAGGAAGCUCGUCGGGAGCAAGGUCGCUCUUCAAGGAAACGCCGACCCGAUGUUGCUCUACGGAGGACAAGAGGCCAUCCAGCAAGAGGUUAAGAAGAUGAGCGAGAGGUUCUUGGCCGGAGGUGGCGGAUGGAUCGCCAACUUGGGGCACGGAGUCACUCCUCAGGUCCAGGUAGACGAUUUCAGGUGUUUCUUGGAGAGCGUACACAAGUACAGCAGGAGGGACGCAGGAUCGUCCGCUGCCGGCCUGAGCGAAAAGUUGUAGAGAAAUCUACCCGACGUCCGUCAGCUCAAAGGGAAACCUGCGACGCCAAACGUAAGGGGAUAGCGAACUCUGGUAUACAUGCCAACAUUUUACAUUCAGACUCUGCAGCACCGCUACGGAUACGGAUUCGGGGCGUCUCCUAGAAUCUGACACGCUACCCCUGAGGUCCCUGAAGUGGGUCGGUCAGCUCGCC